Molecule: messenger RNA, 4497 nt
Organism: Podospora bellae-mahoneyi
Lineage: Eukaryota; Fungi; Ascomycota; Sordariomycetes; Sordariales; Podosporaceae
Exons: 3
Coding region: 970-4029 (1019 amino acids)
Cellular component (GO): plasma membrane
Molecular function (GO): calcium-activated cation channel activity
Source: RefSeq, a predicted model, not a curated record
CCAAGCUGUGUACUUUUUGCUGCGUCUUUGCCUCGACACCACACUCCCAAAAGCUUGGUCAUCUGGAGUUCCCCUUAGGGGUGGCCAAUCGUACUGCAGUCCCUAAAUCCUUCUAGACAGGUUGUCAGGCGGUGACGCAGCAAAAAAAUUGGAGGAACCGUUCCGGGCCUGGGACCCUGACUUGUGCACGGCCUUGGGCGGGAUAGCGCCGGUGUCUGGGCCUCCUUCCCCAGCUCUGGCGAACACCAAGAACUCCAAACUCCAGGCGGUGUUUUUUCCCCCCAACGGACGCCAUUCCAUAUUCACUCGCUACCUGGGGGGGGUCUCGAAAAUACCACUCGCUUUGAUUUCGAUUCCUCCUGACACUCCUUUUUCCUGUGAUUUUGCGCGCCUAUUCUUUGUCCUGAUUUGCGUGCUGCACUCGGGCGCCCCCUCAACCUCGUGGAAGUUUCCAAAACUUCCAGAAUACUGGAAUACAUAGUCCAAAAAGUAUGCCGAUCUAGAUCGCUUGUCUCUGGGAUCCUCCAAGCCCAACGCAUUCGCGCCUUGGCGCCUGUCCUAUACGUCACCCACGUCGUUUUUCGCUGCUUCUCCCCAAAUUCCAUCCAGCUUCGACAACACGCCCACACAACCCAGAAGCCAUAGGUAUUCGACGCACGCUCGGCGACAUCUUGCACGAGGACAUCGUCCGGCUUUGGGCGAACCAAAGCAGCCUUUGUUCACGACGGCACGACAACAUUUGAAACGUGACGAUAAAGAACGAUAAAGGGGCAGCCCGCGUGGGUUGGUUGCAACAACGAAUGGGAACGGGUUGGGUAUACAGCCGGGCCAGAUUGAUUAGACUGUAGCUGCCGCUCGAUUUCUGUUCAUCCAUCCAUCCGCUUUGGACCCUGAUUUUCGGAAUCUGGGAACCUCCUUUACUCAUCUUGCCCUUCGAGGGCGCUGCUUCACUUUCAGCCCAGAGCCACCAUGGCGGAAAAGGAUCCUGGGCAGAUCCUCCUGGAUUUGCUGGCUGAUCCCUUUUCAACACAGUUGCAAAAAACUGCCAUCAUUGCUGCGCUGGGCUCUUCCAUCGGAACCACAGCCGUGAUCGCCUUCCUCUUUUCGAUUCUCCGACCGUUCAAUAGUGUUGUAUAUGCGCCGAAGCUCAAACAUGCCGACGAAAAACAUGCCCCGCCGCCGAUGGGGAAGGGCUUCUUUGCUUGGGUUACCCCGUUGUGGAAGACAACCGAGGAGGAUAUGGUCAACUUGAUCGGGAUGGACGCCACCAUCUUCAUGCGAUUUACAAGGAUGUGCCGCAACAUAUUUGCCAUCCUCACAGUUCUCGGCUGCGCUAUCUUGAUUCCUGUCAACUGGACUGCAACGACUCGCGUGGGCAUCGAAGACAACUGGCUCUCCAAGAUUACGCCUAACUUGGUGUGGGGGUCGGCUCAGUGGGCGAGUGUCAGCGUGGCCUGGAUCUUUGACAUUGUUGUUUGUGUCUUUCUCUGGUGGAACUAUAGAAAGGUUGUCCAUUUGAGGCGAAAGUACUACGAGAGCGAGGAGUAUCAACACAGUUUGCACAGCCGUACGCUGAUGGUGUACGAUAUUCCAAAGAACCUAGGCUCAGACGAGGGUAUCGCUCGAAUUAUCGAUAGUGUGGUCCCGAGCUCUUCCUUCUCAAGAACUGCCAUCGCUCGUGAUGUCAGGAUUCUCCCAAGUCUCAUUGAGUCGCAUGGCAAGACAGUCAGGAAGCUCGAAAAGGUCCUGGCAGUCUAUCUGAAGGACCCCAAAAAUCUGCCACCAGCAAGACCUCUCUGUCGACCUUCCAAGAAGGACCACUCAUACGCAAGCUAUCCCAAGGGCCACAAGGUCGACGCCAUUGACUAUCUUACCGAGCGCAUCAAGCUGCUGGAGCUCGAGAUCAAAGAUGUUCGGCAAAGGGUGGAUAAGAGAGUGACCAUGCCGUAUGGUUUUGCGUCAUACUCAGAUAUCUCCGAGACACACUCCAUCGCCUACCUGUGUCGGAAGAAGAAGCCUCAAGGUGCGAUCAUCAAGCUGGCUCCUCGGCCAAACGACAUCAUCUGGGAGAACAUGCCGCUGAGUCCAUCAGCUCGCCGUAGGAGGCGCCUGUGGAACAAUUUCUGGAUGGCGGUUCUCACUAUUCUGUGGAUUGUUCCCAAUGCUUUCAUCGCCGUCUUCCUGGUCAAUCUGAGUAACUUGGGCUUGGUAUGGAAAGAGUUCCGGGACGAACUGGCCAGCAGCCCCCAGUUCUGGUCCAUUGUUCAGGGUAUCGCAUCUCCGGCAAUCAUGUCACUUGUUUACCUGCUACUUCCGAUUGCUUUCCGCCGCAUGUCCAUCAGAGCAGGCGACAAGACUAAAACGGGAAGAGAGCGCCAUGUCGUCGCGAAACUGUACGCCUUCUUCACUUUCAACAACCUCUUCAUCUUCUCCGUUUUCAGUGCCAUCUGGGGAUUUACUGCUACGGUUGUUCAGAGGACCAACAACGGUCAGGAUGCUUGGAAGGCCAUCUACGAAGCCGAUUUCGGAUUUCUCCUGUUCCUCUCACUCAUCAAAGUGUCUCCUUUCUGGGUCUCAUGGCUCCUGCAGAGACAGCUCGGUGCGGCGAUUGAUCUUGCGCAACUGUGGACUCUCUUCUACAGCUUCGUUGUGCGAAAGUUCUCUAACCCAACGCCUCGGGAACUGAUCGAGCUCACAGCACCACCGCCCUUUGAUUACGCCAGCUACUACAACUACUUCCUUUUCUACGCCACCGUCGCCCUCUGCUAUGCCCCCAUUCAGCCUCUUGUCCUCCCUGCGGCAGCACUGUUCUUCUGUAUCGAUGUGGCUUUCAAGAAGUACUUGUUGCUCUACAUUUUCGUUACGAAGACGGAAAGCGGAGGCAUGUUCUGGCGCGUGCUGUUCAACCGUUUCCUGUUCGGGACCUUUCUUGCCAACCUGGUCACCUUCUUGGUCGUUUGGGUCCGUGGCAUCCAAGUCGAUCGGACCCAGGUAUAUGCUCUGGCACCGCUGCCCAUCUUGUUGAUCGUUUUCAAGAUAGUCUGCAGCCGCGUCUACGAUGAUAAGAUCCACUUUUAUGCGACGAGAUUUACCAAGCAAGGACGGACUGAAGAAGGGCUGAAUGCCAAGGAGCAAAGUAUGCGGAACGAUCGUCUUGCGGCUCGUUUUGGCCAUCCGGCUCUCUACAAGCCCCUCAUCACACCCAUGGUUCACGCAAAGGCACAGAAUGUUCUUGCGAGCAUCUAUCAAGGGCGGCUGAGUGACGGUAGGGAAGCGGGUGGCCUGGGAGAUUCGGUAUCUGUCAGCGGCUACAGCGACACGUACGUUAUGGAUUCCAUGAUGUCCGGCAAGGCUGGCAAGGCGUCGCCGAGCAUGCCUGGUUUCGAAGUGGUACCCGAAUCACGUCUUGACUUUGAAUUUUACAAGAACCGGGACGAAUUCGCAGAAGAUCAUGGUGCAGGCGAGCUCUUUGGAUCAGACAUCCAUCGGCCGGGCACGCCGGGCACCAUAAUGAGCGGGCCAGACUCUCGACCCGGAACGCCUAGUGGAGGAAUGGGCUUCGGCGCCAAUCGCAGGCUGUUGUCACCGUACAACGACCCUGGGGCUGGGCCGUCAUCCAGUGGCUACGUGGGCCCAUCUGUCUACUCACCCCCCAUACUGGGCGCGCAUGAGGUGCCCAGUCGCAGCAGGAGUCCUUUAUACAGCCUUGGCAAUGAUAGUGGUGCCAACCUGGUGCAGGGAGCCGCGCUGAUGCCGGUAUCGAGUUAUCCCACCACACCAGCCGCUGGUGGCCCGGGAGACGGGAGCUAUGAUGGUGACGUUGGGACUUACAGACCUGGUGUUCCUACCAUUCCGCCUGGCAUCUUUGGUGGGGGGCCCCGCUAUGGCGGCCUUCCGCAGAGCGAUCAAGAAUUUGGCCAGCCAGCGACAAGUCAAGACCCGACACAAUAUGACUACUUUAGAGGGCCGCGGAGAGGAACACCAGGCCCUCCGGGCGGCGGCAAUGGUGGCAACACCUAUAGGGGCUAAUCUCCUUGGAUAAGUGAUGAUGAAUAGAAGCAAACCGUGGUUGGGUGGGGAUUAAGUACAACAAUCAUUGCAUUUGCGUAGAUAAGCAUGGUCUUUGGGCGUUGUUUUUCUGAAUAGAUUUGCUGUAAUCACCUUGUUUCAAGGUUAAGUCUGUGUGGACUGUCUGGCUUCUAGCACGCCAAAUCACGUUCACAUCACGUCACACUACGAAUUUCAAUGGGGACACAAGAAGACUAGGCGCAGGUUCUACAAAAAGAGGAUAGAGAGAGGGUUCCGAGGUGCAUGUAUAAUUUCAUGUAAUUCCUUUUGAGUGUGGGGCUCGGGUACGUUACCCAUCCCCCAUCAUGUAUAUACUUUGAAGUAUUACGGAACAAAGAUCUUGCUGUAGAUAUCAUUCUGGAUGGUGUGAUCUCUCGUGUACAUGUCGCGUACAGGAACGUUAGAACAUAUUGCUGUUACAACUCCAUG